GAAUUAUUCUAUUUCGACACGCACGCACUCACUAAUAUAUAUAGACACGCGCUUGUAGAAAACCCAACGGUCUCUGCUCGGAAGACUAUUGAAUCCGAAGCAUAAAAGCAAAAUUUUGACCUGUUUCUAUCAAAAAAUUUCUUGUGCCCUUCUUUAAUCACGACGAUGAUUUACUAUUAUUGAGGUUUUGGAAAUUUCUAGAAUGAUCGCCCAUGGAAUGAAUUUUUUAGGAUUGGAUUAGUUCAGAAUGGGUGGAUAUAUUGAACGAUUCUCUGGUUUUAAUUUCUCAGCUGGAUUUUUUAAUGAGAUUUUGGGUGAUAUGAGAGAGUGAAUUAUAUUUGGAGGUCCAAAAAUGAGCACCGAAAGACAAUUGGUUAGCGUUCGGGACCUCUUGGAGGAAGCCAAGAAGCGAAUUGUGUUUUUGAUCGUAUGUGUUGUAGGCCUGUCCUAUCUGAUGUCCUUAACAAGCUCAUCAGUUUUAGUCAACUUGCCUGCCUCUGCCGUUUUAAUAAUCAUCUUUCGCUACUGGUCUCUGGAAUUUGAUAUGCGGAGAAAAGCUGCAAAUUACAAAGGCAAACCAAUAGCUGUAAGUACUACUCCCAUGAGAAAACCUUUUGAGGUUCCUAGAGUUACUGCUGAUACGUCUGAUUGGAGGCGUAAAGUGGAUUCUCCUGUUGUUGAGGAUGCAAUAGACCAUUUCACUAGACAUAUUGUGUCAGAGUGGGUAACAAAUCUCUGGUACUCCCGCAUAACUCCUGAUAGACAAGGACCAGAAGAGCUUAUGCAGAUCAUGAAUGGUGUACUCGGGGAAUUUUCAUAUCGCAUGAGAUAUAUUAAUCUAAUUAGUCUUCUAACAAGGGAUGUCAUUGAUCUUCUAUGCACUCAGUUGGAGCUUUUUCGUGCAAGCAAGACAAAGAUUGAGAAGCACCGCUCAAGAUUUCUAACCAUGGAAGAGAGAGAAAUGGAACUAAAAUCUGUUCUGGCUGCGGAAAACAAACUGCAUCCUGCUUUAUUUUCUGCCGAAGCUGAGCACAAGGUUCUCCAGCAUAUUAUGGAUGGUCUCAUUUCAUUUACAUUUAAGCCAGAUGAUCUACAAUGCUCCUUAUUUCGCUAUAUCGUAACGGAACUUCUUGCUUGUGCAGUAAUGCGACCAGUGAUAAAUUUAUCUAGCCCAAGGUUUAUCAAUGAGAGAAUUGAAUCGUUAGUUAUUUCUUUAAGCAAGACCGACAAAGGAAGUAAGGCAACACAUGUGGAUUUACAGUCCAGGCCAAAUAUAUCUCCUAAGUUAUCAUCUGAUCAUUUUUCACGGGUUCUAGAUCCUUCCAUGAAAGGUGUUGAACUCGUACAGUUAAAGAAGGAUCAAUCCAAGAAUGAGGCUGAGAAUCCUGCAUCAGGCAACAUGAAGGAAAUACUUCUUUCAAAAGAUCCAUUGCUUUCCAUUGGUAAACACUCCACCCCUUCUUGGAGUUCUUUGCCAUCAGAAAACAAUUAUGCUGACGGAAGAGAUAUUCAGCGACACCUAUCCGGAGGAGAAUGGGUUGAUAUGCUAGAUGUGUUUUCUCGCAGAAAGACUGAGGCACUGGCUCCAGAACAUUUUGACAAUAUGUGGACUAAAGGAAGAAAUUACAAAAGGAAUGAAGGCGCAAAUCAGGUGGCUGACCCUGUGAAGCAAGCCUCUUUGGUGGGUGUAUCUAUCUCGAUCAAGCAGUCAAAGGAGCUUUCUGGGGCAAAGAAAAAGGUUAAAGAAACCAAAGGUAGUUCCUUUGAGAGUGAUGUUUCUAAUUCUGGAUGUAGUAAAUGCCCUGGGGCCAACAUUAUUGUCACACAUGAUGAGUUUAAAAAACAAAGUCGUACAGCAAUUCCUUUAAGUGAAGACAAAGAUGAACUUAGCGUCUUGCAUUCUGAUGAGGUCAAAUCAGAGAGCAGUUGUUAUACUACUGAAGAUGAAGAUACUAGCAGUGUAACAGGUAUUGAUUCACCUGGUAUUAUUGUUUGGGAUGCUAAAAACAAAAGAAGCGUCAGUAGCAUUCAUCAUCCUCUUGAAAGUUUUGAAGGCCAUAAGAGUAGAAAGAUGAGCAAAGGGCAUCUUCAUUCACGAAGAUUGCUUAAAACCCUGUCUAAAAGGAAAAGGUCUAGAUCAAGUAGUCACAACAGGCACUUGUGGCAAGAGGUUGAAAGAACUAGUUUCUUACCGGGAGACAGGCAGGAUAUACUGUAUUCUUCCACAGAAAAUAUCAAACAUGAAGACUUAAGUGAUGACUUUGAGGCUGAACUUUUAAACAGAGUUUAUAGUGGAGCUACUACUUCAUCAUCGGCUUCCUUUGCCUCCUUACCUGGAAGUCAUUGCUGGCCUGCUAAUUCUGCAAAAAACUCAAUUGUUGCUGAUUCUUUUUUCAAGUUACGAUGUGAGGUAUUUGGUGCCAAUAUUGUGGAGAGUGGGUCCAAAACUUUUGCUGUUUAUUCCAUAUCUGUUACUGAUGUAAAUAGUAACAGUUGGUCCAUCAAAAGAAGAUUUCGACAUUUUGAGGAGUUACAUCGGCGUCUUAAAGAGUUUCCUGAAUAUAAUCUCCAUUUGCCACCGAAGCAUUUCCUGUCAACCGGUCUAGAAGUUUUUGUAAUUCAACAGCGGUGUAAAUUGCUUGACCAGUAUUUGAAGGUCUGGAAAUUCUUUUCCUGCCCCUUUGAAAGUUUCCAUUUUUCCUUUUACAUUUCCGGCUUUCCUAACAUAUAUUCAGAAUAAGUUAAUUUUGAUGCUAGCUAUAGGAUGAAGAAACCAGAAGCCGUUUUAUGCAAUUAAAGUUUACUUAGAAGCCUUUUAUACUUAUUUCUAACUCCUUUCGCAAUGUUGUCCUAUGCUCUAUUCUAUUACUCCCACUGUAUUGCCAAUGAAUCCUAAACUCAUGGUGUUGCUUAAUGAUAUAUUGGCUUUUCCUGUUACUUAGUGAAUUAAUAUGAUUAUAGUUUAUGUUUUACGGGAC
This is a messenger RNA of Olea europaea var. sylvestris, 2978 nucleotides long. RefSeq lists its product as uncharacterized. The coding region runs from base 353 to 2740 and encodes 795 amino acids. The transcript has 7 exons. Gene Ontology annotation, molecular function: phosphatidylinositol binding. Lineage: Eukaryota; Viridiplantae; Streptophyta; Magnoliopsida; Lamiales; Oleaceae. The record is from RefSeq and is a predicted model, not a curated record.